Messenger RNA from Dioscorea cayenensis subsp. rotundata (Guinea yam), 4468 nucleotides. RefSeq lists its product as uncharacterized. NCBI's taxonomy places the organism in Eukaryota, Viridiplantae, Streptophyta, Magnoliopsida, Dioscoreales, Dioscoreaceae. The record is from RefSeq and is a predicted model, not a curated record. The coding region runs from base 194 to 3877 and encodes 1227 amino acids. The transcript has 18 exons.
CUCUCCCGAGAACUCCCCCUCGGUUUCCUCCCAAAUCCCACGAUCCCACUCUCCUCCUCCUCCUACUCCUCCGCCACCACUCUACAUGCCUGACGACCCCCCGAAACCCUAGCCUCUGAAUGCCAUCGCCCACUCCCUCUCACACCCUCAAGGAGACGGUGGUGAUCCGGGAGACCAUCCUAGGGUUUCGGGAAUGCAGGUGGACGAGCAGCUGCGGGGAUCUCGGAGAACCCUUCUUAGCUACAGCCCCUUGCAGAGCCCCGCGGGAUCCAAGCUCUAUGGUGCUACUGGAACCUCACAGAGGCAUGCCCGCCCACCGCCUUUGUCUAAGAAACCGCCUGAGCCGCUCCGUCGGGCCGUCGCUGAUUUCCUUUCCGCCUCCCCUUCUCAUGCUCAUGGGAGUGCUCCUUCUGCCUAUUCCUCUGAUGCUGCUAGGAUCCUCCGGGAUUAUAUUGCAGAUCCAUUAACAACUGAUAUGGCUUACAAUGCACUUCUUGAGCAUGCACUUGCAGAGAGGGACCGCAGCCCUGCUGUUGUUUCCCGCUGCAUUGCAAUAUUAAAGCGGUAUCUUCUCCGAUAUGUACCAAAGGUGCAAACAUUGCGGCAAAUAGACAACUUUUGUGAAAAUUCCUUAGUAGAGUGUGAAACUUUAUCCUGUCAGAGGGUGUCGUUAUGGUCGAAAUCAUUUGGCCACAGUUCUGGAACAUCAUCUGUUCUCUCAAAUUCCUUUUCUUCUUUAAAGCCAAAUUCCAAUUUUGCAUCUGCUUCUUUGAUAAAAUCCAUAAAUUAUGUCCGUUCGUUGGUGGCACGUCAUCUUCCUAAAGUUUCGUUUCAACCUAUGGCCCUUUCAGGGGGCUCAACUGUUCCAAGGCAAUCACUUCCAAGCUUGUCAAGUUUGUUGAGCCGGUCUUUUACUUCCCAGCUAAGCCCUCUGGUUGUAAAUAGUUCUCCUGAAAGGAAAGGCAUCUCUAGUCCUUCGGCUUCUACUGUCUCAUUAAUUGACAUUGUUGAUGGAGUAGAUAAUAGCAAGUACAUAAUCUCCGACCUCCUUAAAUGGCGAUGGAAUGGUGACAGAGAGCAACAGUCAUCACCUCUCAUUAGGGAGAGUGAUGGUGUUAUGUGGCCCCAAGAUACUCGCACACAUGGCCUCUUGGAAGUUGGUGCUGCAGCUCUUAUAGUUGGGGACAUGGAGGUUAAAACGAAGGAUCAGCCCUGGAAAUAUUCUGGUAGUCAAGAUUUACCUGAUAUUGAGCAACUCUUGCAGCCUUCAGCUACUACAACAGCAACUAAUUUUGCAUCAGCUCAUAUGCAUUUGAAAGUUAUAACUGCUUCAAAACGCCUGAAAGCCGGGCCUCAUACAAUUUGGGCCAGUGUGCCGGAGAGCACCUUCCGUCCAAGGGCCCGCCCACUUUUUCAAUAUAGGCACUACAGUGAACAGCAACCUUUGAGGUUAAAUUCUUCUGAAAUAUCUGAAGUCAUAGCUGAAGUCUGUUCCACAAUUUCUUCGACAAUUGUUAAUCUUACUACAGUCCGAUCACAAUUGACCGAUCGCAGUGGGCAGCCUUCUACAGAUGUUGCAGUCAGUGUCCUCAUUAAACUGGUCAUUGACAUGUACAUGAUGGAUUCCAGAACUGCUGCCCCUCUGACUCUUUUUAUGCUAGAGGAUAUGCUUAGCUCUCCAAAGGUGGCUUGCAGGACUAGGGCUUUUGAUGUAAUGUUAAACUUGGGUAUUCAUGCGCAUCUCUUGGAACCCAUAUCAUCUGAUGAUACUCCCUCGAUUGAAGAAGAUGAGGCUUUACGAGAAUCUUCAUCAACCAACACCGACCGGUCUUUGAGACUUGGAAAUAUAAAUUCUGAACCCACCAUGCAACAAAAAACAUCUUCAGCUAUUGAUAACUUUGAGUCUUGGCUUUUGGUCAUUUUAUUUGAGAAUCUUGGCUUUCUUGUUCAGAUGGAGGAAAGAGAAGAAAUUGUCUGGGCUUCGGCUUUAAGUUGUUUAUUCUACUUUAUUUGUGACAGAGGAAAAAUCUUGAGGAACAGAUUGGAAGGUCUUGACAUAAGGGUUGUUAAGACCCUUCUGGAGAUCAGUCGAGAAAACUCUUGGGCAGAAGUGGUUCAUUGCAAGCUCAUUUGUUUGCUGACAAAUAUGUGUUACCAAGUUAAUGAUGUUACUGGAAAAGCUGUUUCAGAAACAUCCACAUUUCUUGUUGAGCAAGUUGAUCUCCUUGGAGGCAUUGAUUUCAUCUGUCUUGAGUAUUCACAAGCCAACUCAAAGGAGGAAAGGCGUAAUCUUUUCCUGGUUCUUUUUGAUUGUGUCUUGCAUCAGAUAAAUGAGACAUGCCAAAUUAAUGGAACUGCUGCUUAUCUACAUGAUGAGAUUCAACCUGUUGCUUCCAUGCUAACUCUUGCAGAUGCACCUGAAGCAUUUUACAUUGCAGUUAAGCAUGGUGUGGAAGGAAUUGGAGAGAUUAUGCAAAGGUCUAUUUCUUUUGCACUUUCUAGGUCGCCAAACUGUGAGCGCCAAAAUAUGCUUUUAGAAAGAAUCACCAGAAAAAUUGAUGCUUCCAUAAGUACUUAUACUCGUUUAGAUCAUGAGUUUUUGUACAUGAUUCAGCUAACAAAAUCUUACAAGUCACUUAGCAAUACUGAUGGACUUGGAGAUGCGGAUGUCUGUGCAAAGGCCAAACUUUCUUGGGCUACAUUACACUCUCUUCUUCAUUCAGAGCGGCCUGCCUACCGGCAAAAUGCAUAUAUUUGGUUAGUGGAGUUGCUACUUACAGAAAUUAGUGAAGAUGGUCAAGGGAGUAUAUGGCUCAAUAUUAAAAGAUUACAGCAGCAUAUAGCUGAUGCUGGCAAUCUAGAUUUGUCCUGUUCGUCAAUUCCUCUGCCUGUUUGUAUGCUAUGUGGCCUUUUGAAGUCCAAACAUAACUAUAUCAAAUGGGGCUUCCUUUAUGUUCUGGAGAAACUUCUUGUGCGCUGCAAAUUAUUGUUGGAUGAGAGUGAACUUCAUUAUGCAGGUCAUGAGGAUAGUGUUAGCCAUGACUCUAGUGGAAAUCGUUUGAAUAAAGCAAAUGCAAUCAUAGACAUAAUGAGUUGCGCGUUGUUUCUUUUGGUUCAAUUCAUGGAAACUGAUCACAUCAGUAUCUUAAAGAUGUGUGAUAUGCUAUUCUCUCAAUUGUGUCGGAGGCUUCACUCAACAAAUAAAAUGCCUCGAGACCUUAAACGCCUUGGUCGUCUUUCUGGAUCUGUAAAGAAAAACUUCAGUAAUGACCCAGAAAAUAUACAAUUAGGUCAGGGAGAGAAAAACAAUGUUCUGAGAGAUGAGUUGCAAGGGAGUGGCAGCACUAGUGUUGGCAACAGUCUGCCCACCCUAACCUCUGAGACAGCAUCAAUGGCAGCAAUGCUUCUGCGUGGACAUGCCAUAGUUCCUAUGCAACUUGUGGCCCGUGUGCCUCCCUCUUUGUUCUACUGGCCACUAAUGCAACUUGCUGGUGCAGUAACUGAUGAUAUUGCACUAGGUGUUGCUGUCGGCAGUAAAGGAAUGGGAAAUCUUCCAGGUGCCACAUCUGAUAUUCGGGCUGCUCUUCUGCUGCUUUUAAUUUGUAAAUGCACUGCUGAUCCCACAGCUUUUUCGGAAGUUGAAGGUGAAGAGUUCUUUAGGAGCCUUUUAGAUGAUCCAGACUCGAGAGUAGCGUAUUAUUCUUCUGCUUUUCUUUUAAAGAGAAUGAUGACGAAAGAACCAGAAAAGUACCAGCGUUUGCUCCAAAGUCUUAUUUAUAAAGCUCAGCAGAACAAUAAUGAGAAGCUAUUGGAGAAUCCUUACCUCCAGAUGAGGGGUAUACUCCAGUUAUCAAAUGAUCUCGGAGCUCGGUUGUAGUUUUAGCAAUUUGUACCAUAUUGGGGUCCUCCUAUCAUAAGUCAGUGAGGUUGCUUGAUUGCGACAAAAUUUUGCUCCAUUGAUAAUUCCCAUAAGGAGUUUUGAGCAAUGUGAGCUAUGUAGUCAGGUUAAUAUUAGCCAGAAGCUGAAGCAAGUGAUGUACAGGAAACCUUUCAGGUAGCUUUAUUCAUUUAUUGAUUUGAUUGUUUAUCUUGUGUUUGUGGUCAGAACAAGAAGCGUUUUUUGUUAGUUCAGGUAUCACCCCUCCCUUCAAUUACUAAUGUUGUUUUUUUACCAUUCUUAUUGUGAUGGGGAUGGCUGAACCAUCUUACCCUUAUUUCUUGUAACAGAUAGGUUGAAUUCUGGCAUUGAAGGUGGGAAUCCACCAUGGAUGACCAAAUUCACUGCCACUAAUUUUUGUAAGCUUAUGCAUAGAGACCAAGGUCCAUGCUUUUUUUUUUUGUGAGGCAUCCUUGGGCAAUAAAUUAUCUUAGGUGCGUUUCUUUCUUUCUUGUAUUCCUCCUGGAAGUUAACCUGUAUAUUAACAGCAUUGGCUCAGAUUUACUGGGGCAAUGUUACCCUUUUGUUGUA